UGGCGACUAGCAGCAACCCGGAAGUAUACCUUUCAGGCAACAGCUGGGGGGAAGCGGCCAAUCGACGAGGGGGUCCCAUACCUGCUCGCUUCCUCUCCAAGAUGGCUGAUCUGAACCGGCAAUUGCAGGAGUACUUAGCUCAAUCCAAGGGUGGCGGCGGCGGCAGCAGCAGCAGCUCGGCACUCCUGCCGGCGCCUCAAAUCCCACUGCGUGAUGAGGCGGAGCCGCCUGGGUCAGGCUUGGGGGCUUGGCUCGGGCGGAUGAACCCCUUCCCCGCGACGGAAACAUGGCCGUGGGCAGCCGAGCCGGAGCCGGAUCCCUGGCUGCCGACCGGUCUGUCCCGUUGGCAGAGACUGGUGGGGAGCGCGCUGUGCUUGCUGCUGGCCGUGCUCUGCUUCGGCCUCGCCACCCUCUAUGGGUCGCUUUUGCUGCUCCGGAAGUUUGCGCUGCUGUGGUCCCUCGGCUCGGCCUUCGCAUUGGGUGCCGCCGGGUUCCUGCGGGGCCCCAGUCGCCUCCUGGGCGAGCCCGACCGCCGCGGCCUGGCCAUUCUCUACUUGGGCUCAGUGGGCGGCACCCUCUAUGCUGCUCUCGGGCUCCGGAGCACCUUGCUCACCACACUGGGAGCUGCAAUCCAGCUGGCCGCUGGAGGAGCCUAUUUGCUGUCCUCGUUGCCUGGCGGCUCUGCUGGGCUGCGUUAUGUCGGCGGGUUCCUGGGCGGUUUUGUACGGCGUCGUGUGUCCAAAACUCUGCCGGUGUGAAACGAGCCUGUUCCUGGACUUAAAAGAAAGCUGAGCUCUAUGGGAUGGAGCGCUGGCCCUUCAGAAAAGCAGCACACGGAACUGGACAAUGCAUGCCUGUGCUGUUCGAAGUGGCCAUUAAACUGAUCCUGGGAGGAAUUGUGCAGUAGUAGGAAGUUUCUUUGCUGUUUUAUCUUUUUGACUCUAGGACACCAAGGACAAAGGGGCACUCUGACUACAUAGCUAUCAUCUCCAAAAAAGUUGGACCGGAGAGACUAAUUGCAGCUGAGCAGCCCCCAACUGACUGGAACCAAUCAAGGGAAACUCCUCUAAAAAUUGGAGACAGUAAAAUAACUACAUGCCUCUCCAACUCCUUCAGAGGCAGAGCAGGAGAUAAGCUGGCUUAUAAAACAACAAGCAACUUUGGUCGACUUCCAUUCAGCUCUAGCAUAACAGUAUUUCCAACUGUGGCAUAACCUUUUGCCUUAUUAAAAACCAGUAUUAUAAUAUGUUCUGUUUAUGCAGAACUGGCUUAUCAAAUUCCUGUUUGGGUUGAUUCUAGAUAACACUUGCUAUUCAAGCAAUGAUUUAUGUCUGACUUAAUCAAAACUAUAGAACCACAGGGCUGCUAAAGUUAACUUCAGUCUGGUAACACAAAGACAAGUGCAAUAUAGACACUGGAGCCUAAUUCUGUGAUAACUGUUUAUGCUGUGAUGGUGACUUAAGGAAAUCACAAUAUAUGUGAGAAGACUAUGUUAGAGUAGAUUAUCAUAACUUCUCUAGGGCAGAUCCUCUAAACAAACUUUAACUCCUGACCACAGGAUUGUCCUUGGAAAUUGCACACAUACCCAAGUGGGCCUAGUUCUCCCUGCUAGAGUGUGAGAGGGAGAAUGAGCAAGCAAGCAAGCAGAGAUAGCUGCUCCUGUAAACAAUGGCUUCCACUAGCUUGCUCAUACUAGGUAGAUGGGCCCAGCAAGCUUGCCCUGAGUGAGGAAGCCAUGGCUGCAGUACCCAGUAAAAGUGUGAUCAGGUGAGUGAUCAAGAGGAUAAGAUGGCUUCUUGCAUGAGCAGCCACUUCUGCUUGCUUGUAUUAGGGAUGUGCACGGAACUGGGUGGGGGUGGUGUGAAGGCGGGUGCGCGCGCACAUCUUUAAAGGCAUGGGAGGGUGCACUUAUUCCUCCUUCCGCUUCCCCCCACUGCUGCUCUGUUGUUUUUUUUAAGUACACCAGGGUGGCAGUGUACCUCCCUGCCGCCCCCUUGCCUGCUUUACCGGAAGUAUCUGAUGCACCUGUGUGUGGUGGGCUUGUGUGCGCACCUGUGUCCACCCACCCUUGCCCUUAAAGAUGUACUCGCUCCACCUUCGAACUGGUGGAACUGCCUGCCAUAAAGGGCCUCCGAACCGUUCUGUGCACAUCACUAGCUUGUAUUUCCCUCUGGUUUAUUUGGUAGUGGAGGCUGGAUUCAGUCUGCUCUUCUGCACCACUGAGAGGACAAGCAAGUAAGCGGAGGCAGUGGCUUGUGCUUUCUUGGAGGGGCAGUGUUACAAAUCGUCCCCCUCAUGCUGUCCAGUGAGUGAACAAAAUAAGAGAAAGCACUGGCUGCUCCUGCAAGGAACUGCUCCCUUCUAUGGCUUCCAUGCUCAAGGAAGUCCUGCUGACCCCAGUCCUCCCUAUCUUGCAGAGAGAGAAUGUGAUCAGGCAAAGAUGGGAACAGCUACUGCCUCUUGUUCACGUAUGCUGGGUGGCACAGCAGGCCUAGUUCUUACUGUAGUAUCUCCCAAAGUAAAAGGCUAUAUGAGCAAUUGGAUACAGUGGUGGCUAUUCCUUUCAACCACCACUUAAGCAACUGUUCCUUUCAUUCUACCCUCUUAAGUCUGGGUAGAGAAGAUGGUUUUGUUGCUGCACAGAGCACAUGCUUUUCAUGCAGAAACUCCCAGGUUCCGGUUGUAUCUCCACAUAGGACUGGGAAAUAUCUCUGUCAGAAACAGGAGAGCUGGUGCCAGUCAAGUGUAGAGAAUAUAAGACAAGAUCAACCAAUAGUCUGACACAGUGUAAGGCAGCUUUAUGUGUUCAGCAGUGAGGCUCACCCCACCCACUGGACUCCAAACCUCCCAGAAGCUGUUGCCUCUCAGCAGCAGUUGGCAGGCCCUCCCAACAGCUUGUCCAUGUGUUGCUUUAACCUUCACAAGCUGCCUGUACUUGCUGCAGUUUUGAAGUGUUAAUACAUGGUGUGUAGGAUGCAGCAUCACACUCAAUACAGCAGGAUACUCUUUCUACAAGAGGCCACCAUGGUUUGUUUCUGGUGAAUUAGUGAGAAACGCAUUCAUUUCCCUUUAUAACUGCAAUCCAUAAACACACUUAGGGCCCUUCUGGCAUUCAAACAUUACACUUUAGCACAUACAUGUUAUAGAUCUUUGUAACUCCAAAAACAAGCAUUUGAAGCAGUCCUAUGCCUCUUUUGACUUGCUCUUAAUGUCCCUUGAAAUCAGUAAGCUAAGUAUUGAAAAGUGGUUUAGAGACUACAGCCAUAUUAGUAGAUGUUGAAAGCAAAACAUUUUGAGAACAGUGAAAUGAAACACAUGUAAUUAUCAGUUAAAGUAUAUAAUGCCUUGUUGUAAUAUGACUGCUAAUGUGGAUCAAUACUGUCGUAUACAAGUAAUGCAUCUUAUGUGGAAUAUGGAAGAAAGGAAGCGGAUUAGUUGCUAAUGUCUGAGGUGACAAUUUUGACCACUUGCAUAAAUUAGAGAGGAAUAUAGCCUAUUCAUACCUGUGUUUAUUCAAAAGCAAGCCCCAUCUUUCCUCCCAAACUAUGUGUAAGAUUGCAGCUUUGAGCUGUGAUUCACAGAUUAUCAAAAUGGCAUAUUGGUUUUUAAAUUGGCUGUUUUACAAUCUGUGGGCCUUAUUUGUCAUUUAAUAGAAGCAGAUUCUGGCAAUAGUUCUGAAUCAAAAUGGUGCUAAGUACUGUUAAAUUGUAUAAUAGAUAUUAUUUGACCAACAGUCUUAAUUGGACUAUUUAAAAUAGUCUUAACAUUUACAGAGCACAAUUAAACUCAGUGUAUGAAACAUAGGUAUUUUGUAUUAAAUGUGCUAAUCUAGAUUCUCUUAAGUACCAAGUUAGAGUUUUAGGGACAGAACAUGACAGUUCUGGUGGUAUGUUCUGUCCCUAAAAAUGUAACUUGGCAACUGAAACAGCUACAUCCAGUUUUUACAAGUUGUAUACUAAUACUUUGUAAAGUGCCAUGUACAAAUAUAGUACUACACUAUAAAUAAAUAAAACUACCGGG
Messenger RNA from Hemicordylus capensis (graceful crag lizard), 4020 nucleotides. It is a transcript of the gene SFT2D3, whose product is annotated as SFT2 domain containing 3. Gene Ontology annotation, cellular component: membrane. Gene Ontology annotation, biological process: vesicle-mediated transport. Bases 102 to 758 code for a protein of 218 amino acids. Lineage: Eukaryota; Metazoa; Chordata; Lepidosauria; Squamata; Cordylidae. The transcript has a single exon. The record is from RefSeq and is a predicted model, not a curated record.